Prunus avium (sweet cherry) is the source of this 846-nucleotide messenger RNA. The record is from RefSeq and is a predicted model, not a curated record. Lineage: Eukaryota; Viridiplantae; Streptophyta; Magnoliopsida; Rosales; Rosaceae.
AUGUCUAUGCCUUUAGCUCUCGCUUCUCUUUGCUUGCUUCUUCUUUUCAAUGGCUGCCUGGCUUCCCGCCAGCAUAUAUUUGGCCAGAACAAAGAGUGGCGGCUCAACCAGCUCGAGGCCCGCGAACCCGACAACCACAUUCAGUCUGAGGCCGGUGUGACCGAGUCAUGGAACCCCAAUGACCCGCAGUUCCAAUGGGCCGGUGUCGCAGCCGUUCGACGCACCAUCGAGCCCAACGGCCUUCACCUUCCCUCUUACGUCAAUGCUCCCCAACUCAUCUACAUCGUCAAAGGUAGGGGUGUGUUAGGAGCUGUGUUUCCUGGGUGUGCCGAGACUUUUGAGGACUCUCAGCCGCAGCAAUUCCAGCAGCAGCAGCAGCAGCAACAGUUCCAGCCCUCUCGCCAAGAAGGAGGACAGGGACAACAGCAGUUCCAGGGCGAGGACCAGCAAGACCGCCACCAGAAAAUCCGACACAUCAGAGAGGGUGACAUCAUCGCUUUGCCCGCCGGUGUCGCUUACUGGAGCUACAACAACGGCGAACAGCCUCUCGUGGCUGUUUCUUUCCUUGACCUCAGCAACGACCAAAACCAGCUCGACGAAGUGCCCAGGAGAUUUUACCUAGCUGGCAACCCACAAGACGAGUUUAACCCAGAAGCCGAGUUUUACAUACGACAAGGCAAGCAAGGCCAGAAAGGCCAGCAAGGCAACGGCAACAACAUCUUCUCCGGCUUCGACACUCAGCUCCUCGCACAGGCCCUCAACGUCAACCCAGAGACCGCGAGGAACCUCCAGGGCCAGAACGACAACAGGAACGAGAUUAUCAGAGUGCAGGGCCAGCUCGACUUC